Molecule: messenger RNA, 3719 nt
Organism: Sphaerodactylus townsendi
Lineage: Eukaryota; Metazoa; Chordata; Lepidosauria; Squamata; Sphaerodactylidae
Gene: PGR
Product: progesterone receptor
Exons: 8
Coding region: 696-3212 (838 amino acids)
Biological process (GO): steroid hormone receptor signaling pathway; regulation of DNA-templated transcription
Cellular component (GO): nucleus
Molecular function (GO): nuclear steroid receptor activity; sequence-specific DNA binding; DNA-binding transcription factor activity
Source: RefSeq, a predicted model, not a curated record
UCCAGGUUUUUUGGUGCGCUCUUCUAAUCCUGGUCGGGACAGGUAUCGAACCCAGAACCGAAGCCAGGGAUUGACCACGAGGAGGCAGCGCCGAGCUGGCUGGGGUUGCGGAACCUGGAGUUAAAAACGGGUCGCCGGGUUCGGGAAGACCCCUCCGCCUCCUGAAACUUCGCGGACCGCUGGCAGGCAGGCAGGCAGGCAGGCAGGCAGGCGGGGGAGCUGGUUCGAGACUGCCCGAGAGCUAUUCCAGAGCAAGAAGCUCUUCGGACUUUCCCUCAGCGAGCGGAGCUCCGGCGUCUUUUGCGGACGGGAUCCAGGGACACCCGGAGCUAUUUUGGGGUCUGACCGCCGCCUCGCCUCGCCUGCCUUCCGGGAUCUGUUUCUGGGGCUGCUGUCCGGGACACCGAGGGCACGCUUUGGAGGCGUGGCAGGGCGCAAAGGCUGGAGUGCGGAGAGCUUGAGGGGGAAGCCCGCCUCGGCUCGUCGUGUCCAGCCGGAUCCUUUCCUUCGCCUCGGACUUUAAAACUAUCCGAGGCAAGCGCCCAACUUGGGGACGGCGGGAGAUGCGCCUCGCUAUGGGACGGGACGGAUCCUAACAGGCAAAGGAUGUUGACGGGGCAGCUUUGGAGGGCCAGCCCCACUUAGCCAGCCCUACAUUGGCCCUGCUGUCCUCUCCGUCGAACUAAAGGCCCGCUAUGACAGAGAUAAAGGCCAAGGGGGACACCAGGGCUCAUCCCUCCUCCUCCGACCCCCGAGACGGCUCGCUCCUGUUGCGCGUCCCCCGCCGCCAGGAUCUGGGCCCCUUCCGCAAGGAGACCGUCGAGGCGCUCGACUUAUCUCUGGACGGGCUCCUGUAUCCCAGAAGCAGCGAUGAGGAGGAGGAAAGAGAGGAGGAGGAAGAGGAAGGCGAGCCCAGGGAGUACCUCCCGGAGGAGGAGGACGCGAAGGGUGACUCCUCCUCGAUCCGGCCAAGCUGCGGCUCCCCAGCGGACAAGGAUGCCUUGGAGAGGGUCCUAGACACCUUCUUAGUCCCCUCGUCCACCCCGGGCAGCCCGCCGGCCGCCUGGUCUUUCUUCGGGUCGGAGAUCUCCGAGUUUCCCGGCGCGUCGAUGAACCGGCGGCCCCCCGACGACAAAGCGGGCGACGCGUCCGGCCCCACCGCCGCCGCCCUCCUGCCGCCGCCCCCCGAGGCUUCGCCCUGGAAGGCGCCCAAGGAUGCCGACGGGACCGUCUUCAGAAGCCGCCGAGCCAAGGACGCCGCGCCCGACGACGCCUCCAAGGGCGAGCCCGGCUUCACUGCUCCGGAGCCCGGCUUGGAAGCGGCGUCCAUUGCCAACCUGGCGCCGACAGGGCGCGCUCCGGGAGCCGUCUCGUCGUCGUCCGACCCCGGGGACUUCCUGGGGCCGCCUCCGCUGCCCCUCAACGCGGCUUUCCUCGCCGCCAGGACCCGGCAGCUGCUGGACGUGGAGGAGUACGAGCGGGGCGGCCCUUUCGGCGCCCUCCCGCAGCGCCUGGCCUCGCCCCCGGAGCUGGCCCACUUCCCCUGCUCGCCCAAGGAGCCCCACUACCUGUUCGCCGGCGGCGACUUCCAGCCGGGCCUCAAGAUCAAGGAGGAGGGCCUGGCGGGGCCCGCGGGCGCCCCCCCGGGCCAGCUCGGCAACGGCGGCGUCUAUCUGAGCGGCCAGACGUCGCCCCUGGCCAGAGCUCUGCCCGGGUUAGACUACGCGCCCCCCCAGGCCAAGUCCGGCGGCCCCCACGAGGCUUCCUCCUCCUCCUCUUCCUCGCUGGAGUCGGUGCUCUACAAAGCCGAGGUGGCCGCCGCCGCCGCCGCCGCCGCCUCCUCCUCCUACGGACCAGCGCCUUGUAAAGUGUCCCCCGGCUGCAUCGUGUCCAGGGACAGCCUCAGUUUGCCCUCCACCUCCAACACGGCGCCCCCGGCCUUGUACCAGCCGCUGGCCCUCCACGGGGGCCCCCCGCUGGUCUUGCCCCCGGCGGGCAUCAAGGACGGGUUCCCCCAGCUGUACCCGUCUUAUCUGAGCUAUAUAAGGUCCGAUGCAGAAGCUGGCCAGAGCCCACAGUACACCUUUGAAUCAUUGCCUCAGAAGAUAUGUCUCAUUUGUGGUGAUGAGGCUUCAGGAUGUCACUAUGGAGUCCUUACCUGUGGAAGCUGUAAAGUCUUCUUUAAGAGAGCAAUGGAAGGACAGCAUAACUAUUUAUGUGCCGGGAGGAAUGACUGUAUAGUUGAUAAAAUUCGACGAAAGAACUGUCCUGCAUGUCGUUUGAGGAAGUGUUGCCAAGCUGGCAUGGUACUUGGAGGUCGAAAGUUUAAGAAGUUUAAUAAGGUCAAAGUCCUGAGGACGUUAGAUGUUAUCGCACUCCAGCAACCAGCAGCCCAUCCGAACGACAGUCAAGCCCUCGCCCAGAGGCUCUCCUAUUCUCCAAACCAAGAGAUCCAGUAUAUUCCGCCGUUGGUCAGCAUCUUGCAAGGCAUCGAGCCAGAAGUGGUCUAUGCAGGCUAUGAUAAUACGCAGCCAGAAACACCAAGUGCUCUCCUGACUGGCCUCAAUCAACUAUGCGAGAGGCAGCUUCUUUGUGUCGUCAAGUGGUCCAAGUCAUUACCAGGAUUCCGGAAUUUACAUAUCGAUGACCAGAUAACCUUAAUCCAAUAUUCCUGGAUGAGCCUAAUGGUGUUUGCCAUGGGAUGGAGGUCUUAUAAGCAUGUUAGUGGUCAGAUGUUAUAUUUUGCGCCUGAUCUAAUACUAAAUGAACAGAGGAUGAAGGAAUCAUCAUUCUAUUCGCAGUGCCUGACCAUGUGGCAAGUCCCCCAGGAGUUUGUCAAACUUCAAGUUUCCCAGGAGGAGUUCCUCUGCAUGAAAGCAUUGCUUCUCCUUAGUACAAUUCCUUUGGAAGGCCUCCGAAGUCAAAACCAGUUUGAGGAAAUGAGAUCGAGCUACAUCAGAGAGCUGGUUAAAGCGAUUGGGUUGCGGCAGAAAGGAGUAGUAGCCAGUUCACAGCGCUUCUACCAGCUUACAAAACUCAUGGACUCCAUGCAUGAUCUUGUGAAACAACUCCAUCUCUAUUGUCUGAACACUUUUCUUCAGUCUCGGGCACUGAGCGUUGAAUUUCCGGAAAUGAUGUCAGAAGUGAUUGCUGCACAGUUGCCCAAGAUUCUCGCAGGAAUGGUGAAACCGCUCAUGUUUCACAAGAAGUGAAACAUCUUCCCCGCGCUCUCUGUCCCUCUCUCUCAUUUGUAGAGAUUUUUCAAAAUGCACAUUUUAAAAAUUAUUUGUGGGGUUUUUAACUUUUUAUUUUUCGGUCAAGAUUUUAUGGUGCCAAAAUAUUGCAAUCUCUUCUCCACUCUGCAACCUAACAGUUUAUGUCUGCAAAUGCUGCAGUGUCCAUAUGGCAAACUUUUUGAUUCCUUUGCAACUUUUUUUAAAACAAAGAAAUCACGACCAAUAUUUGUCAUAAGAAAUGUUUUGUAAUAGGCCUGAUUGAAUUUCUCCUGAGGGAUACACAAGAGAUGGUGUCCAGUUUUUUUAAAAGGAAGAAGUUACUUUGUAUAUUUUUCCUUCAUAUUAUUCAUUUUUUAAAAUUUCUGCAAUGGGAAUGGAGUAAAGCUUUAGCUUUUAAUACAUUAUUUUUGUGUGUGGCUAUAUGUGUAUAUGUAUAUAAAUAUCAAAGAAUAUGGUGAUAUUAAAAUUCAGAUGGUCUUCUAA